AUGAGACUUGGUGAAAUUGAACAAGUUCUUGAACGCUACAAUAAUCACUUUGGUAGAAUUUCAUCCGAAUUUGAUUCAAUUAAUGAAUCUAUCACAACAUUCCAAAACCUAUUUAAUCAACGUCAUGCAAUCAUCCAAAGAAUCGAACAAGAUCAGCAAAGUGAAAUGAACCUAUCUGAAGAUUCUUCCAAUUCACACAAUUCCUCUAUUAAUUCUUAUUCUCCUAAUUCCUCUGCUAGUUCUUCAGAACCAUUAGAUAUUCUUUGUGGUGCGUCUGCAGUUUACCUAACAAUAGAAAACGACACUUUACCUCCUCUCGAGAAUGUAAGAGAUAUAGUAGAUCGUGCAGUGAAUUCGUCCUUAUUAAAAAUAGAAGAAAAUGAACGAAAAACAAAAGUCUUGGAAGUAUUAUCUCAAGUUAGUGGAUAUAUUAGCGUUCGGGGUUUGAAAGCAUUCAAUGUGUUAAAUAUGGAAAGAGAACUUCCUCUGGAUUACACUCGUGAGAAGAUUGAAGAGAAUAUUAUUAAUUUAAAAUACAAGCUUGAGCAUCCUAGAUCGGAAGUUGAUAUAAAUCUUUACGGUUCGCUCAGGCAAGCUCUCGAAAAUAUAAAUUCUUCAGAACUUACAUGGCGGGACCCUGAAGCGAGUAUGGUUCUUAGCGAUGAUUCGGAUAUAGUAAAAAACUUGCAACCUAGACAGAAGAAUGUUUUCUUGGAACCGCGAGAAAAUAUGAAAUGUAUUAUUCCUGAAUCGAUCAAAGCAAAAUGUAAUGAAUUUGUAAGUGGCUUUAAUAAUUCGAAUACAUUACACGAUACUAGAAAUAUUUUUCACGACAAAAGUUGGAAAGAAAGUGAGAGUAAGUUGAUGGAAAUUACCGGGCGUAUUCUUAGUACACUUGGCGAGAUAUGGAGUAACCCUGCAUUCACGAGUAGCGUAUCACGUAGUGAACAGAGUCCAGAUGAUUUUCCGGAAGUUGAGUUAAGUGAAUCUACCAUAACUCCUAUCCCUUCUGCUCAUAUCUCUAAAUCUUCAGGUCUAGGCGAUUUGCCAAAAACUCAGGGGUUUAACUCAGAUUUCUCUGACAAUGAUGAGGUAAAUAAUUGGAGUGCAACGUACUCUGAUAACGAUGAUGAGGCAGG
Entrophospora sp. SA101 is the source of this 1139-nucleotide messenger RNA. The record is from the annotation of a GenBank genome assembly. Lineage: Eukaryota; Fungi; Glomeromycota; Glomeromycetes; Entrophosporales; Entrophosporaceae.